AUGCUUGUUGGGCAGCAAGGCUACGUCCCUGAACCAUAUUUCCUGACGGAAACUCUCCGAAGCCAGGCGAGAUUCCAUGAUCCCUUGCAAAAUUCUCUUUUCUCCCAUUCUGGAUCGGUUCAGGGCUUCAGAGAAUGGAGUUCUGGAAGCGGCCGAAAUAGCCCUUCAGGCAAUGGGGUCGACUCCCCGUUAGUAGGUGAUAUUCAUUUACCUACCCUUCCAAUUCGGUCUUCACAGCCCAUUGGACACGCCUCGACCUUAGCUCCUAGUAAGGUUAAAGCGCCUAUUGAACAAGAGCAUCCCUCGUCGAUUGAGGUUUCACCUGGAGUUCAUGAAGCAAAUAUACCCAGUCUUGUCACACCACGCAGUGCCGUACCCGGUACAAGCGGUAGUAGGUGUAUUCGCUAUGCUAUCCUAGAGUGGGAAUCGCUCCUGGAUAGCAGCAAUGUCCAGAUGGAGGACUGGAUUAGGAUCGCAACUGAGAUAGAGCUCAACUACGCGACGUUUGAUGCCUUUGUCAUUCUACAUGGCACAGACACAAUGUCUUAUUCCUCAAGCGCUUUGAGCUUUCUGCUUGAAGAUCUCGGAAAAACAGUGGUAGUAACCGGCGCCCAAAUACCCCUUUCACAACUGCGAAAUGAUGCCACGGAUAACUUGAUGGGGGCACUGACCAUUGCUGGCCAUUAUAUCAUUCCAGGUCCGUCUUCCUGA
Molecule: messenger RNA, 711 nt
Organism: Marasmius oreades (fairy-ring Marasmius)
Lineage: Eukaryota; Fungi; Basidiomycota; Agaricomycetes; Agaricales; Marasmiaceae
Exons: 4
Coding region: 1-711 (236 amino acids)
Molecular function (GO): asparaginase activity
Source: RefSeq, a predicted model, not a curated record